GUACUACCUACUAAGCUUAUCAACUUAUCAACUUAUCUUAGUUAAGUUAUGUAAUCACAAGAUCGCGGAGUGUCAUACAUAGUAGCUCCAUGGAAUUGACCGAUCACAGCUUCCCAAUAUUAAUCCGAACCUCGCACGGAAGUUGCGCUUCCAGUAACCAGAAUCUUGGGUCCGACGUCAAAGUUUAUUUUAACACCAACUCUUCAACUCUUCAACUCUCCAACAUUUUUCGUCUUUGAAUUUUUACCCUUGAUUUUUUUUUUUUCAGAACAUUAUGAAUUGCCAACGGUUUCUCUGGCGGGCGGCGACGAAGACGGUGGGAUGUGGUACUCGUCGCUUCUCACAGUUCCCUCCUCCGAACUCUACCCAAGCUCCUCAUGGAGCUAUUCCCUUACCUUUUAUCACAGAAGUUACUUCCGGUGGUUGGAGGACAUACGAUAUCUUCUCUAAGCUGUUACAAGAACGAAUAAUAUGCCUGAAUGGGGCUAUUGACGACACGGUAUCGGCUUCGGUAGUGGCCCAACUGCUCUGGUUAGAAUCCGACAAUCCGGAUAAGCCAAUUACCAUGUAUAUCCACUCUCCUGGAGGCUCCGUAACGGCUGGGUUAUCUAUCUACGAUACUAUGGCUUACAUCCGUUCGCCGGUAUCGACAGUAUGCCUUGGCCAAGCUGCUUCUAUGGGCUCGUUACUGCUCGCAGGAGGCGAAAAGGGAAAACGAUUUGCCCUACCGCAUAGCAGUAUCAUGAUCCACCAACCUUUAGGCGGCACACAGGGUCCCGCAAGUGACAUUUUGAUUUAUGCAAAUCAGAUACAACGCACGCGCGAGCAAGUCAACGAGAUUUACCGGAAGCAUCUAAAUGCGGCUUUUGAUCAUGAGAAGUACAGCCUUAAAGAUGUAGAGGAUAUGAUGGAGCGCGACAAGUACCUUACGGCGCAAGAAGCGAAAGACAUGGGCAUCGUGGACGAGAUUCUCACGAGAAGAGAUGACAAAAAGGCCGAGAAAAAAGAGGAUAGUAACGGCACAUAAAAGACCCGCUCAACUCGAGUCCCGCCAUGAUUGAUCAAUAGAUUAGGUUAUUAUUAUUUUCUGACUAUUGC
Molecule: messenger RNA, 1098 nt
Organism: Daldinia vernicosa
Lineage: Eukaryota; Fungi; Ascomycota; Sordariomycetes; Xylariales; Hypoxylaceae
Product: Clp protease-domain-containing protein
Exons: 4
Coding region: 275-1027 (250 amino acids)
Biological process (GO): protein quality control for misfolded or incompletely synthesized proteins
Cellular component (GO): endopeptidase Clp complex
Molecular function (GO): ATPase binding; ATP-dependent peptidase activity; serine-type endopeptidase activity
Source: RefSeq, a predicted model, not a curated record